This is a messenger RNA of Aethina tumida (small hive beetle), 3830 nucleotides long. It is a transcript of the gene egl, whose product is annotated as egalitarian protein homolog. NCBI's taxonomy places the organism in Eukaryota, Metazoa, Arthropoda, Insecta, Coleoptera, Nitidulidae. Bases 305 to 3004 code for a protein of 899 amino acids. The record is from RefSeq and is a predicted model, not a curated record. Gene Ontology annotation, molecular function: 3'-5' exonuclease activity; nucleic acid binding. The transcript is spliced from 5 exons. Gene Ontology annotation, biological process: nucleobase-containing compound metabolic process.
GGCGGCCAACUUGACAUUCUAACCAGUCGCUUUAUUUUAAUUACUUUAUAUGUAUUUAGUUUUCAAUUUUUUCAAACACUAAAUUGCCCGACGCCGCUCCACCACCAGUGCUCACUACAACCACCAAGUGCAGUGCCGUACAACACCGGAAACCAAGAAAAAAAAUAAGGGUCAACUCAAUUAUUUAUUUACACGAAACGGUGCGUUAAUAAUUAAUCACCACCCCCGAACCCGAUGAUGCCAGAAUCCCACGUCCGCGAACAAGUGGUCCCUUAUUGAUUUCGAGUGAAAACAAAGCGACGAAAUGGAAGCGAUGCAGUAUGAGCUGGCCAGGAACAUGACCCUGCUGUUCUUCUUCGAGAGGCUGCUGGACAAGGGCGAGCCCCGCACCCUGCACGACCUGAGCUGCCAGUUCGGCUCCAAGGGCUUCACCAAGGAGAUGCGACAGAUCGCCGGGGGCUCGCAGAGCGGGCUCAAGAAGUUCUUGCUACAGUAUCCGGCCCUGUUCACCAUGGAAGGUGAAUAUGUGACCAUUAACACCUUCCAGAAUGGCAACAACAAGAACAGCGCGGGCGGUAAAGACUACAACACCCAGGCUGUCGAGUACUUCUCGGAGAAACUGUCGCAGUACGGCGAAGGUACCGAGGUACCCAUCCGCAGUUUGUUGGGCCACCGCUCCCAAGCCAGUCCCGAGGUACGACACGUGUCCGGCCAGCACUUCCACGAGUUCCGUGAGUUCCUACUCAAGCACCCCGACACCUUCUUGGUGGAUGACGAAAAGGAAACGGUCAUCCUGACCAACUACUCGGACGUCAAGUCCCACGCACCCCCGGAACUCCACUUCCAACCGGACGUCAAGAUAGAUCCGGUCGAAACGCAAACCCUGCUGGACUUCCUGGCCCAAUGCAUAGAGGUCAAGGGCCCCAUAUUGGUGGAGCAGCUCUUCCAAAUCGUCAGCUGCAACCUGCCCGAGGCCAUGUGGACCAACCUGUUCAACACGCCCACGCACCUGACCAGCUUUUUGAGACUGUUCUCCGACAGCUUCCACAUCCAAUCGAACCUGGUGACGUUGCUGCAGCCGCCUAAGAUCAACCAGAAGCACAUCAACAACCCGCAGCUCAGCAACAACGUCAAGGAACCGAAGCCGAAGGAGGUCAAGGAGAAGGUCGACUUGGAAACCACCAAGAACGCCAAAAACCUGGCCAACAACAACAACACCGCCACCAUAAUCGAGAAGGUGGAGAAACCGGAGAAACUGGAAAAACCGGAGGUGGUGCCGACCGGGCCGCGUUCCAUCAGCGACCGGCUGAAGCAGCCGAAGCUGCAGCAGAAGAUGCAGAACGACGCCGCCGCCCAGAAGUCGCUGUCGCCAGAGCCUCCGGCCUCACCGGCUUCACCGACGGCUCAGCAAAUCGACGAGAAGAUCGCCAAAGGCGUCAACUUUCGAUUAGGUAAAUUUAACAAGCCACCCUCCCCCGAAACCCAGGAGGACCCGUCGCCCCCGCCAACCGACGUGCGCCCCAAACAAACCCCCAACUACAAUCAAUCAUUGAAGCAACGUAUCAAUAACCUGGUCCUGAAGACCCUGCAAGAGAACACGGGCCGCGAACGCCAGAACUUCAUGAACCACCACGGACAGCCCAACAGUUCCACCGAACAGUGGAAGGUGAAGCUGUUCCAGAACACCCGCGUCAUCUGCAGCACCAGGGAGUGUCAAAUGGUGGUGGACGACAUAAUGGCCAAGGUGAAGUUGGGCAUGGGCGACGCAGACUGGCCCUUUGCCGAGGACAAGGUGGCUGUCGGCUUCGACUGCGAGGGCAUCAACUUGGGACCAAACGGCCACUUGACGUUGAUAGAGAUCGCCACCAUGAACGGUUUUUGCUACGUUUUCGACUUGAUUUCGUGCCCCCAGAUGAUCGACUACGGUCUGAAGAAGAUACUGGAGAGUGGUGACGUCGUGAAGAUAGUACACGACUGUCGGAACGACGCAGUGAACUUGUUCAGACAGUUUAACAUCAAACUGAAGGCGGUGUUUGACACGCAAGCCGCCCACGCCGUCUUGACGUACCAGGAGACCGGCCGUCCCGUCUACAAGGCGAAGAGUGUGGCGUUGAAUGCCCUGUGCGAGAGCUACGGCGCCCCCGGCAAUCCCAUGAAAGACCAGCUGAAGAACAUCUACAAGAGGGACCAAAGAUACUGGUCCAGGAGGCCUUUGAUACGCGAAAUGAUUUUAUUCGCCUCAGCCGACUGUCUUAGCUUAGUUAACGAGAACAUCUACUAUCCUAUGGUUAAGGCUAUCAAACCUGAGAACCGGGGGUUGUUCCUGGAGUUGUGCGACGAACAGAUUCACAUGCACAUCACGCCGGACGACGUCAAACUAAAGAAAAGGCAACGCAAGACGGAAACGGAGGUGGCCGAGCUUCGGGUGAAGCUGGCCCAGGCCACCAAGAGCGUGGUGCUGAGCAACAGAGAAGUGCGGCUCCUGAGGUACAUCGAACUCACCGACGAGGAGAAGGAGAAGCUGAAAUCGUCGGCGAAGGUGGCGAAAAAGUUAGAAAAACUCGAAAGCCUGGGACAGGAGCGGGACGACAACUCGUCGGACGACGAGGGCGACAACGAACAAGACUAUCCGAGCCUGGACAGCGACAUGACCUCCCCCCGCAACUCCGAGCCGACCAGCUUGACCGAAUCCAUGCAGCUGGUCGACUCGAUUUUGAACGACAACAAGAUAGAUCGUCUGGAUAAAAUAGACAAGUUGGAGUCGAUUCUGAGCGCCGCCGCGUUGCUGCCCAGCGAGGACGGCAAGUGCUCGUGCAACUGUCACAAGCUGAACAACGGGUACAAGAACGAGAGGGUCGUGUCGCCGACGAACAGCUUCGUCAGCUCCGUCAAGGACACGGAUCCUGGCUGCGUUAAGGAGAACCACGACAACGUGGGCACCCAAACGUUGAGCACUGGUGAUAUUGUAGUUACAAAGAUUUACUUUAACGAGGCGACCGAAUGAUCGUUUGAUUAUUAUUUUCUAUGAGGGUUGUUGUUACGACGAUUGUCUUUUAUAUAUUGGAGGAAUCCAAGCACUAACGAAUACACGGUACCGUAAGUAGUAUUAGACGAUUAAAUGCUCAAUUUGGAAAUGUAUACACGUGGGGAAAAAAUAACUUUCAUGGCCUUAAAGAUAUUUUUAAUGUGAUUAUUGAAUUUUUUGAUAUGGUGCUCGUUUAAUUUUGUUGUCGAGGAUAUUUUAGAUGUUUGUUAAUUAAUAAAAAAUGUAUAUUGUUUUACUACUUAACCACUACUUAAGUAGUACUAAUGAAACUAGGCAAUACAAUUCAUAUCACUUUUUACCAAUACUGAAAAACUUUUUAUAGUGAAAUUUGUUUGUUACUAAUCUAGGUUUAGUAAGCAUAUAUCAAAUUAUAUUAAUCUGAUUAUUUUUACAAUUGGUUGGCCUAACGUUUUUUAUAUGAUUUUUAUAUAUUAUGAAUAAAGCAAAAUAUUUUUUUUGCUGCCAUAUUUUAGCGAACGGUCGUGAGACUGUAAUUUUUUUAUUUAUACAUUUAUUGUUAACGAUUUAUAUACAUAUAAAAUAAUUGAAUUAUUGUCGAAAGUUGGCGCAGAGUCCGACAACUUUUCGUAUAUUAUAUUUGUUAUUAGCCAAUUAACAUUAUUUAUUUAUUAAUGCCUUUGUGUCUUAAAGUAGUUUUAAGGUGACUAAGGCUAUGUUUGUAUUACAAGGAGCAAUGUUCAUGUAUUUUAAAUCAUACAUCAUUUUUGCUGGUAGAGGAUCAAAUAAUAAAAAAAAGAAAAUAAAUAAAUUUAUUAAACACCGA